Spirometra erinaceieuropaei is the source of this 16434-nucleotide messenger RNA. The record is from the annotation of a GenBank genome assembly. Lineage: Eukaryota; Metazoa; Platyhelminthes; Cestoda; Diphyllobothriidea; Diphyllobothriidae.
AUGGUCGAAAGUGGUGUCCCCCAGGGUUCAGUACUGGGACCCAUUUUGUUCCUUAUCUACGUAGAUGAUGCCGCAAGAGAUUUGGACUGUGAAGUAGCAAUGUUUGCGGAUGACAUGAAGAUAUGGAGUGUAAUUCGUGGUCCUGCCGAUGAAGACAGACUGCAGAUGAACCUGAAUCGGUUGGAGGAGUGGUCAAACCGUUGGCUCCUGCGGUUCAACGUUGCCAAAUGUAGCAUACUUCGCCUAGGCAACACAGCCAGAUCCGCCAGCACAAGAGGCUACUUUCUGGGCGGUGCAGCCCUACAAGAGGUCGAAGCCCAAAAGGACCUCGGUGUGCUUACGACGAGUUCCCUAAAACCAUCCGCCCACUGUUCGAGGGUGGCAAAAACCGCAAUGUCCGUACUGUACGACAUCAAGCGUGCGUUUAUGGACUUUGACGAAGAAGCCUUCUCUAAGACAUUCGGAACAUUCGUCCGGCCGCAUUUAGAGUACGGCAUACAAGCUUGGAGGCCGUGGGGUGUUGUGGAUCAAAACUGCCUCGAAAGAGUCCAGAGGAGAGCCACGAAGAUGGUCAGGGGUCAAAGUUCCUUUCCUUAUGCGACCCGCCUAGUAAAUCUGAACCUCUUUCCUUUGAGUUACAGGCAACUUCGCGGAGAUCUCUUGCAAGCCUUCCGCAUUGUAACGGGGUUGGAUUGCAGUCUGGCCUUCGAGGACUUUUUUGAAUUUGCUACCACGACCAAACUCCGAGGUCACCCGUUAAAACUGCGCACUCAGCAGGCACGGCUGGAUGUGCGGAAGUUCUCCUUCUCGGUUCGGGUGGUCAAACCGUGGAAUGAGCUUCCCGCAGAUGUUGUGAUGUCACCAUCUAUACAAGUUUUAAGAAGAAUCUGGACAUAUUUAUGUUCCGAAAUGACCAAGAGCGAUGAGAAGUCGAGCUCACCCCUGUAACUCCUUCUCAUUUUGUCCCACCAUUAUGGGCGUGUUCGAACUAUUUCAGUCCAGAACAUCUUUCUGUACACCACACAUUUUUUACGUUGCAAAUAGGGCACUCAAAGGCUUACGCCUAUUUCCCUCAAUAAACUGAACUGAACUGAACUGAAUCGGUUGAAGGAGUGGUCAGACCGUUGGCUCCUGCGGUCCAACGCCGGUAAAUGUAACAUACAUCGUCUGGGCAACAUAGCCAGAUACACCAGCGCAAGAGACUACUUUCUGGGCGAUGCACCAUUACGAGACGUCAAAGCCCAAAACUACCUCGGUGCGCUGACGAUGAGUUUCCCAAAACCAUCCGCUCACUGCUCGAGAGUGUCAAAAAGCGCAAUGUCCGUACAGUACGCCAUCAAGCGUGCGUUUAUGGACUUUGACGAAGAUGCUUUCUCAAAGACAUUCGGAACAUUCCUCCGGCCGCAUUUGGCGUACGGCAUGCAGCCUGAAGACCGUUGGCGGUUUAGGGUCAAAACUGCCUCGAAAGAGUUCAGAGGAGAGCCAAGAAGAUGGUUAGGGGGCAAAGGUUCUUUCCUUAUGCAACCCGCCUAGUAAAUCUGGAUCUCUUUCCUUUGAGUUACAGGCAACUUCAUGGGGAUCUCUUGCAAGCCUUCCGCAUUGUUAGGGGGUUGGACUGCAGUCUGGCCUUCGAGGACUUUUUUGAAUUUGCUACCACGACCAACCUCGAGGUCACCCGUUUAAACUGCGCACUUAGCAGGCAAUGCUGGAUGUGCGGAUGUUCUCCUUCUCUGUUCGAGUGGUAAAAUCAUGGAAUACCCUUCUCGCAGACGUGGUGCUGUCACCAUUAAUACAACGUUUUUAAAAGAAUCUUGACAUAUUUAUGUUCGCAAAUGACCAAUAGCGAUGAGAAGUCAAGCUCAUCCCCUGUAACUCGUUCCCAUUUUGUCCUACCAUUGUGGGCUCGUUUAAAUUAUUUCAGGCCAAAACAUUUUUUCUGUAUACCACACGUUUUUGAGUUGCAAAUAGGGUACUCAAAGGCUUACGUCUAUUGUCCUCAUUAAACUUAAUUGACAGCCAGUCUUGUUCCAUUAUAUAAGGGAAAUAGCUGGAUGACAGCAAUCAGCUCCAGGCCAGUUAGCUUGACUUACCUAUCAUGCAACUCCAUGAAAGUUCUAGGAAAGGGUGCUAUAAAGCAAUUUGGUUAAGAAAAUAACACCAUACAGGAUUUCCAUUAUGUCGCCCGGAGAGGACGUUUCUGCCUCUCAAAUGUGCUAACUUGUCUAAAGGUCUAGGUCAGUGCUUCAGAAGAAGGCUUCGAGGUCGGUGUCAAUUCAAUUCAAUUCAAUUCAAUUAUUUUUAUUAAAGACCCGUCGGGGUCCCAUCAAAGCAAGCAAAAAUAAAUUUACAUGCAAAUUUUAGACGAUGUAGGCAAAAUCUGCACAAAGUGCAGUGUAUAGUUUUUGAGAUUAGAAGUCCGUUAAGCAAAAUGAAAAUGAAAAAAACGAGGGGUGAAAAAAAAAACUCCAAAGCAAAAUUUAAAAAUGAUUGUAGUAAUUUAACAGGAGACAAAAACCCCUCAGGAAAAUAGCAUCAGAAAAAAACAGGGAGAACUGGCCUGCAUGUGGCGGUACAAAAUGGAAUAUAGUCCGACAUCAACAUGGCCGAAAUAAAUGUCAGCUGUAUAUGGCAUUGUGUAACGGAUUUCAUAAAAUGGUAGGUAGGCGGGUCGGUCAGGACCGGCCUGUAUCGCCUUGAAUAAGAAAAAUAAGUGGAGAAAUUUAAAACCAGUCUCAAGCCGAUAGGAACCCAGAUGCGGUCGGUUUCAUUCAACCGAGUCCAUCCGAACAUGGGGGAAGGGAGAUGCGACCAGACUACUAGUAUAUGGCGAAUAUAGAAGGCUUUGUCAAGACCGCCGAUGGAGCGCAUUCUGUAAGGGCACGAUGACAACCAGUCUCGAGGCGACAAGAACCCAGAUGCGGUCUGUUACAUUCAUCAGAGUCCAUUCGAGGAUAGGGCAAAGGAGAUGCGACCAGAUUACUAGUAUAUGGCUAAUAUAGAAGGCUUCGCCAAGAGCAUCGAUGGAGCGCAUUCAGUGAGGGCAUCAUGAAGAUCAGUCCCGAGGCGAUAGGAACCCAGAUGCGGUCGGUUACAUUCAUCCGAGUCCAACCGAGGAUGGGGGAAGGGAGAUGCGACCAAACUACUAGUAUAUGGCGAAUACAGAAGGUUUCGCCAAGAGCGUCGAUGGCGCGCAUUCUGUGAGGGCACGAUGCAUGAACUAAAAAAUUGGAAUAAUUAACAUUUCUGGUGAGGGAUCUUAGGUAACGAGACUACUUAUAAAGGAAGGAAACGUGAACAGAUACGGAAAUUUAAUAGCGGCAUGCUAAAUUCCCAGUGGCCCUUUCUCAGUGUCAUAGAAAAAGUUGUCUGGGAAGGAUGAGGAAAAUAAAAGUUUAAUCGAGUCAGUAUUCAGAUAAAGGCGUAGCCUUCUCUUAAAGGUGUGUAGAUUUUCUGAAGAUCUUAUAUUUAUUGGAAGGUUAUUCCAGAGGAAAGUAUACCUGGAAGCGAAAAAAAGGGAGCGCUCAGAGGGGAAGGACGCUGGAAGAGGUAUAAUUAGAGACGAGUUGCGAAGGUUGUAUGGGCGACUACUAGGGGUAAGCGUUGAAAUCCGAGGAAAAUUUGAACUACGAUUAAUGCGAAAGAGGAGACAGAGGCCCGCUUCUAGUCUUCGAACCCAUAAAAAUUUUAGGUUAAUUAGCUGACAUCUAUCUGAGUAGGAGAUAUUGGGAUGUUCCCUAUCUAAAAGUUUUUUAGAAAAACGUCUUUGGACAUUUUCAAUUUUUAAACGACUGGCUUCAUUCAUCAAACCAAAGAAUGGGCAACAAUACUCGAGAAUGGGAAGUACAAACAUACGAUAGAGCCUUAAUUUAAUUUCAGGAAGAUAGAAAUUGUAAGAAAUAAAGCCACAAAUCUGGGCAGCUUUGGCUGUAAUUCUGUCAGCGUGCGGCGAGAGAUCAAGAUUACUAGUGUAGCUCAAACCUAAAUCCUUGAUGGUGGUACAUUCAGUCAUAGGUGUUCCUUGAAAGACCACAGGUUGGGGUAGCCUAUCAGGUCCAAAACACAUAUAACGACAUUUAGACGGGGAGAAUUCCAUUAGCCAUUUUGAGCUCCAAGCUGAGAGAGCAAGCAAGUCAGCAUGGAUUUGCUCCAGGCAAUGAAGGCUCGUAGAUUUAUUGAAAGAAUAUACACAUUUGAGAUCAUCGGCAUAAAUAAAUGAUUGAGAAUGUUUAACUGCUGCUGAAAUAUCAUUUAUGUAAAGCAAGAACAAAAGAGGACCUAAAACGGUACCUUGUAGGACACCGCUCACAAUAGGACUUUCACUGGAAAGUGAAGAUCCCACCAAAACCUUUUGUUUACGAUUAGACAGGUAUGACCUGAGAAAGUCUAUUAGUGGACUGCGAAUUCCCAUAGCUUCCAAUUUAAUCAAGAGUCUUUUAUGUGGCACUAUAUCAAAGGCUUUACUAAGAUCAAAAUAAAAAACGACAACAGAUAGGUGAUCAUUACGUAGAGAGGUUAGUAGAUCGAGAAACGACAGAUGACGUGUUUCACAAGAGCGAUCUGGUAAAAAACCAUGCUGGGAAGGGCUAAUAACUUGAUUGGCUAUGCAAAAUUCGGUAAUUUUUACGGCGAUAAUUUUUUCGAAGAUUUUGGCGAGAGAGGGUGUUUUAUGGACACCUCGAUAGUUCUGUACGUCAGAACGACAGCCAGAUUUAAAUACUGGAAUAAUAAUAGAAGUUUUCCAAUAGUCAGGGAAGAAGCCAUUUACGAGAAAUACUGAAAAGAUUUUGCAAAGCAGAGGAGGAAAAUCUCUUAGCUGUUUUAUCAAAGAGUUUGGGAUAUUGCCCGUACCUACUGAGUGAGAGUUAGGAAGAUGGCUUAUCAGUUUUUGAAUACAUUCAGGAGAAAAAUUAAUGAAGCUAAGAGAAGCACCAGACAACGAAGGAAUUAAAGGGAUCGGAUCAGUUUCAAUGGUGAAAUGCUUGGCAAAGAACGAAUUUAAAAUUUCUGCUUUGCCUGACUCCUCUGCAAUGAAGGCAUCACUUGCACUAAGCAAGGGCGGAAUGACUUGGUGGGACUUAGCAGAUGAUCUCUGACGGAAGAUCUGAGCAACUGAUUUAGAAGAAUUCACGUCAUUAAUAGCUAAAGACUCUCUACGCCUAUCUCGCUCGAGCCUCAUUUUCGAAGCUAGUUCAAAUAUUUCAACGAUUCUUAGAUGAACUGAUAAUGAACUCACAGAAGGAUCUUUAAACUGCUUCCGUAACUUUUUAAGUCUGUUUUUAAGAAAGUGUGGGAUAGUGGUGGAAUUAGCACUCGGUUUGAACAUCUUCCGAGGAAUAAGGUCAAGAAGACCUUCUGUUACGCAUUGUAAUAAAUUGUUGAAAAAAUUUAGAUCAUUAUUUGAAAAAAUAUUGUGCCAAUCAAGAGUGCAUGUAAAGUUAUUUACUAAUUCCUUAUUAACAUUAGCAAACUCAAAAAUACUACGUUGAACUGUUGGCUUUGCGGAAAUGGCAACUGGAAGGCGACAAUGGAUUAAUGCAUGAUCACUUGCAAAGAGGUCAUGAUAAAAAUCCAUAGAUAAAGGGAAGGUGCCAUUAGUAAAAAUUAAGUCUAAAACACUAUCGUUUCUGGUCGAAGAGUGAACUAAUUGAGUCAGGUUUGAAAAGUAAAUUGUGUCAAGCAGCUUCUGUCGUGUACAUUGGUUUUUAAAAGGCGUUCGAUGCUGUUCCGUACAAACGCCUUCUUCAUAAACUGGUAGUGACAUUUAAGUGCGUUUUGUUUUACUCAGUUACAAUACGCAUUUUAAAUAAACUUGACACAACUUUGAAUAAGGCAUAGAACAACGAUAUGCACUUUUACCUGCAGAAGACUUUGUUCUUAUUUAUUAGUUUUUUAACUUUUGGAAUACUUCUAUCUUUGUUGUCUGGAUAGCCUGCUUACUGCCAAACAAACUGAGCGUGCUCCGUAUUUAAAGAAGUCUUCUGAACUGGGUAAGGGCGUUUCUGAUUGGUCCAAAUUGGCGUGUUCGUAUCGCGGAUGAUAUGUCAGACUGGGCGAGCGUGACUAGUGGAGUGACUCAAGAUUUAGUUCUAGUGCCCUUAUUCUUCAUCACAUGUGAUAACGAUAGCCUUCAAGGAUUUAACUGCGGCGAAAUAAUGUUUUCCGAUGAAGUUAUACUCUGACAAACCAUCAAGGGCUAGAAUGACCGGGAAGUCCUUCAAAGUGAUCUCUACCGACGGCAAACGUGGUCCGAUAAAUGGCUUCUGGAUUUCAAUGUGCAGAUAUGUGUCGUCCUUCAUCCGCGUCCAACCAACUGCCAUUCAAAUUACGGAAUUAGUUUCCCUGCCCAUCACCACCUCCCCCAAAUCGUACUCCCCCUUAUCCACAUUAAAAUCACUUUAUGCUACAAAAUUUUUGCAUAACCGGACAGGUGCAACCGGACCAUAUAUUACAUGGGCAGCCGAAUGCCGGACGACGUAGCUCACUUCCCUCCGAAACGGUCUUUCCCUUUAGACUUUUUUCUAAAUGCCAGAUCCUUGCUAAAUAAGAUGCCUUUGCUGCAGACCCUGGUCUUCGUCCAUUGCCCAGAUAUUAUUUUAGCAACUGCGAAAUGGGCAACAGCCUCCGUAACUGACUCUGAACUCUAUUCUAGGCCACAUUUGCAUUCGCAGUUAUCGUCAUGACAGUCGUGGUUGGGGAGGUCGCAUCUACAUUAAACAGGUACAUGCAUUUCUGCCGCUGGACCUUUCGCAUUUUUUGCGGUAAAAGGCAGCUGCAGUCUCCAAGUUGUUUUAAAAGUUUAGUUCUUUUUACUAGUCGGCUGAAUCCAUCGUCUACUCAUCGUUGCAUCUCAGUCAUUUCAUGCUGCAGUCGAAUUAAUCUUCAAGUGUCAAGUGAUUGCGGGUGACUUCAAGUUAACUGAAGUCCGUUGGUUUUCGCCUUCCGGCCUCAAAAUCUUCAAACUCUUAAACCAGGCCGUGGAUGUUAGGAUGUGGAUUCAGGUUCUUGAUUAUCCCACCCGAGGAUCAAGCAUACUUGACCUAAUUUUCUAUAGAGAUUUCAUGCCCCUUUCACUGUCAUCCCUGGGCCCAGUCGGGAGCUCUGUGCUCGGAUCAGUUUGGAUUAAUUUAUGCCAACGGCUAUAUGAAUGGGCUGGGCUGCAGUGGAGUCAUGUUUGCUGAUGAUUUCAAGUUAUGGCGAGCGGUCAACGGGGAAAAUAAUGAACUGGCCCUGCAAGAUGGCCUAAACCGCCUACGCGAGUUGUCCGACAAAUGGCUGCUCAAGUUUCACCUUAAAAGUGCGCCGCACUGCGACUCAAAACGAAUGGAAGAGCCGAUAGAGAGGAUCAUCAAUACCUGCUUGGCGGAAGUUGCCUUUCAACUGCAAGCAGUUUUUUCUCCUGAACACUCCAAACCAUAAAAACCACUAUCACCUAUAUUUUUAUUCCUUUUCCACAGGAGUUUUUUUCACUGCUGGCCGGAUCUGUGUUUAACGCUGCCCUGACAAUGCCUGUAAACUGGCAUUAAAUAAAAAUUAAUACUAUUAUUAUUAAGUAUAACCGAACAAAAGGGUCUUGGGAUCAACAUUUUGUCGUCUCUUAAGCCCUUCACUCAAUGCGUUAGACCGGCCAAAAGAGCAACCAGUGUUCUCUCUGGCAUUAAACAAAAUUUCCUACAUAUAGACAAAGAGUUAUUUGGAAAGGUAUACGCAGCAUUCAUUCGUUUGCAUCUGGAAUAUGGGAUCCAAGCCUGGCGCCCGUGGUUGAAAAAAGACUAUAAGUUGCUGGGAAGAGUUCAGAGGAGAACGACCAGAAUAGUGAAAGUCCUCAAAACUAUACCUUACAACUGCAGACCUGAUGAGCAUAACCUAUUUCCCCUUGAGUACAGACAGAUUCGAGGAGAUCUCAUACAGGCGUAUUGGAUUUUGAGGAACCGGGACUGUGCCCUGCACCUCGAUGAUUUCUUCGCCAUGGCCACAACGAUAAACCUGCGUGGGAACUCUCUUAAACUUCGAAGAUCCCGAUGCCGCCUAGAGGUUCGCAGGUACUUUCUUUCACAACGAAUCGUCGGUGCCUGGGACGGGCCUCCCGAGGACGUGAUAAAGGUGGAUUACACGGAGAUAUUUAAACAAAGACCUGAUGUAUAUUUUCUUGAAAAAUGCCGCUUAUUUGGACAGAACAGUCCUUUUAUACCAGACCGACGCCUUAUAUACAGUUGCCGCAAAUGCGGACGAUUGUCACUUCAUUUUGCUGUCAUAACCUACAACUGAGUGUCCUCGAAUUUCGACCUUGCAUUUUUAAAGACGAUUUUCUGUAGAUGUACAUAUUACUGACAAUAUUUUAGUACCUUCUUUAUUUACAGUUAGAUAUUGUAAUUACCGAUUUCAAUAGGGCUUUCGAGGGCAGUGCCUAUAAACCUUAAAAUAUGCUGACGUAUAUGCUGACCUAAAGUUGUUUGUACAACAAAACUCGAGGCUGACAAAAUUCUAUUCCCAAAGUAUAACCUCUUCUUCGAAUUCCGGUCAUCAAGCCCGGCCGAAUUAUUAACACGCCUUAAUUCCUACGACUGGACUGAUUUAUUCCUUAGUUCGGAUGUAAAUAUUUGGACUGAAAAAUUGCACGAUAAUCUGAAUCUGCUAUUUUCUUGAUUUAUUCCUUGUAGGGAAAUAAUAGAUGUCGCGGACGAGGUUUUCCCACCCUUGCCCUUUUUCCAUAGGCUGAGCAGACUCUCUCAUCCAUCCUAUCCGCAAGACUACUGUUCCGUUCCGCCCUCGAUUUGUCAUAAUUUCGACCAGGCUAAGAGAUUGUCCGAAGAAAAACAGCUAGUCAAAGAUGUCCACUUUGCCGAAAACUGCUUGUUAAAUGCCGCUUAACUUUUUUUCUCGAAAGUAAGAUCUCAGAUAAAGACUCAGUAUCCCACACACUGAGACCCUUUCGGGAGUCCCGUAGCUGAUGUCCAUUUGACCGCUGCUAGUUUCAAUGUUUUCCUGUCCAAAACUUUUAUUACAAACUCGAGCGCUCCGAUUCCGACCAUCCAGGCAUUGACCAAGGCAGUUCUCAAAACUAUAACUUUCACUCUGAAGGACGUGACUGUAGCGACUCGGCGUUUUCGUCAAUCUCAUAGUCCCGGACCCGAUUAUGUCCCAGUUAGCAUUCUCAAAGCGGAUGUGAAGUAAUUUUCCCACCCCUUUUAUGCAAGACAUUUAAUCUCGCUCUUGAAAGUGAAACCUAUCCUACUUUUUGGAUCGAAUCAGCCAUUUUGCUUAUUCCCAAGCAUGGCUAAUCUAGGUCAUUUGACCACUCUUCACCAAUAAACACCCUUCCGAAAUUCCCGAAAGUCUUAGAGACAUUGAGUAAAGAUAGGAUGAUAUGUCACUUCACUGAGAAUAACCUACCGAUUGUUGCUCAGUAUGGAUUCCUCAAAGCGCGGUCUUGUGACACCUGUCAGCUCUAUUUGUUUAAUUAGGUUCCCCAAUUUAGGGACAUCGGUUUUGCACUUUACGCAGUCUAUUUCGAUUUCACCAAGGCUUCUAUCGUGUUGACUAUGGUCUUAUUCUCUUGAAACUUUCCUCUUUCGGAAUAGGUGAUAAAUUUCUGAAUUUUAUAUCCUAGCGCACAACGAGUCAAUAUUUCCACUUCUAUCCCCAAACCCACAAAUUCAUAUCGAUCACCGUCAAAAGUAUUUCUGAAGUCAAUAUUCACCAUCUUUACUGACAAACCCACACCAAUUGUUUUCGCCCAGCCCUCCAUUGAUGUGAGCAAUUUGGUAAGACAGGAUCAGUUCCGUCUAAAUCCAUGUUUAUGCAAACAAAGCAAGUCGUUUUUUCGAGAUCCUGCUUUAACUCCGUUUUUAUUAUCCUGCUCAUCAGUUUACACAGAUGUUUGUUAUAUUCACUGAUUUGAAACUAUCUGGAAAAGUUCUCCCUCCUCUUAUAUGUAUGGGCUUAUGCUAAUUUGCCCCAAUCAGCAGGCAGGACUUUAGCAUUCGUCGAAGUUUUGAGGAUCUUGGAGGGCGGAGAGACCAAUUGGUCCGAGAGUACAUUUAGAUCUUCUGCGAGCACGCCGUUGGGACAAAGUGAUUUAACAAAUUGUAUCUGUCUCAAAGUAUUCCGUACAGUGUCUCCUCUGAAGUCUACCGUGCUAAUUGGAUUGCUCGAUAGGGCUCGAUAUGACGUUAAGUGUAAAAUGUUUUCCAAAACCUUCCCAGUGACGAUAUCUUGUAUCAACUGUGUACAAAUGUAUUUGAACUCCCAACUGCAUAUAAAUUAACUCAUAAAGGACUCUGCCCGUAACUCUAAAAUACAUACAUACAUACAUGCACACAUAGAAAUGUCCUAUGUAUAUGUAUAUGUGUAUAUGUACUGAACAUACAUCUAUUAAUGUGUUUUGUAAAUACAACGAAUACUACUUUACAUUGUUAAAGUUUUGCAUCCUUUAAUUCCAUUGUCGUAGAUUUCCCACGUUGCAUUUUAUACGGGUUUAAAAAUUUUAUGUAUUUUUUGCCUUUACCAUUUUUUUAAAUUCCAUUGAAGUAAUGGCUCAUCCGUUCUUCGAAUGUGUCUUCCCAAAUAAUUCCCAUGUUCUUUGUAUUUGCACACUUAUCACUGCGUCCCUGCUUGUUGAUAGUUAUUCGCCUGCCAUAUGUCCUAUCUUUAAGGGUUCUUAUUGAGCGCUACAGCGUGUUUUAUGUAAGGGCAGGUUGUUACAAAAAGCAAGGAAAUCGAGGAGUCUUUCGUCGCCGGAAACAUCUUACUAUUAUACUUGCCUAGCUGAAUACCUCGGACAUGCUGCUCCUUGUGAGCUGUUUUGGUUAAACCUCGAUCGUUUCUUCAUAAAUGAGUCUACUUAUUGAAACCGUCGAAGUCGGGUUGUAACUCGCACCCAUAGAUUUUGUUUAAAUCUGUGAUCAGCGUCGCUCAUUUGCGCACUUAUUGAGUCAUCUUUCACAGGUGGGUUUGGUGGUUUGACUGGUCCUUUGCCUUGCCGUGGCUGCAGGUGCGGGGUGUCCGUCAAAUUUUUGUCAAAACAUCAGAAUGGACUUAAUCUCCUAGAAAUUUUAAUAGUUUCUGUUUUUUAAGUUGUACAAAGCGGCCUACACGAGUUAAUUGCGGCUCUGACUAGUCACACCUACGCCCCUGUAUGGUAUCAAUUUCAUACAAAGCCGAUAGCGACUCGUCGAAUGGUCAAGAUAGGUACUGGCGUCUGGGCGCGGAUUUUGUUUAAGUUGGUCGCUGAGUAGAAGAUAUCAAAAGGUCGCAAUAUGACACUAUACCGCGAUAACGAAAGGGCAAACCGUACACGUAUAUACCGCAUGCAUAUAUGUACCAUAAUCGUGUUCUGCUAGCGUCCCCUAUCUUCUAGUCGACCGUCCACACUGAAAACUACAGUAUAACUGCACUUUAGCUUUCCCCCACAAUGUAGAACCGCCUGUCCUUAGCAGUGACGUGAGGCCGAAUGCAAUUUCACAUCAAAUAUUUGGCUGGAUUUUUAUUAGAAUAAUGCAUGGCACAAAAAUACUUCGUAGGGGUCUGCGAACUGACUUAACUGCAGACUGUGACCACACGGGUUCUUUUCUGGACAACAAUUAAUUGAUCCUUUGAAUGGAGGAAUCCAAUACACUAGGGGGGCUAGACCCCCUCGUGUUCCUCAUUCUCAGGGCAUUCAGCGGGCGUUUCAGUCGCCUCGUCAAUUUGCCUUCUGGUUCGUGGACGUCUGACCGAGGAGCCUACUUCCAGUUGACAUAGACAUCUAUGUAGCAAUAUCGCACGAAAUCGGACAACAUACCAGCCAUAAUUUCAUAUAAUUUUGUUGUACAGAGGCUGUUCGUAGUCUUUUCUCAUCAAAAUUAAUGCGUCCGGUGUUGUUGUCGUCAACGAAGGUCUAGAAUACUCUUUUAAGGAAGUCACCCGUACUGUCGUCUCCGGCACAUACGGGAAAUACAUCCUGAAUUAGUGCGUCUGUACUACAUAUAUAUUCAACGCGCUAACCGGCCGUGGAAAUCCGUGUCCAGCAGCCGCCGGUUAAUCUUCAGAAAACCCUCUUUCGUACGAAGUAAUGGGCGGUCGUCACCGGCUUUUCGGCUGUCAACAUAUUUGCAUUUACACCAAACGCUUGGGUUAGCCUAAUAUGUUACACAAUUGUGUAAUAUGCUCCCUCACCAUUUACUGGUAAGUUCUAACACUUGUAACCUUAAUGGUCACUAAGAAGAGUAUAAAUGUCGUCGGUGAUUCAGAGAGUAUCUCCACUUUUGAAAAAUUAAUUUUAGUCGUGUUGAACCCUUAGUGAUAUUGAAUUUCGUCCAGGCAAUUUCAUCCCCUCAUACAGGACCGGAAGCGAAGCCGAAUUUGUCGUUCGUGUCUCCCACUCGUUUUUGACUCAAGUCAUCUCGGGGUCGGAAAUAAAGUCGGCAACAUCCAAUGGAUGGUUCACACAGCACAGACACGUGCUGAAAAAAAAUACAUAAACCCACCAAUUUUCUCGGACGGUCCUUCUUCCGGUUUGAUAGUACGUCCCAGAGUGGCUAUAGUCCGACUGGAAACGUGUCUAAACCGUUGCCCCAAAACUGUUUCUUCUGAAAGCUCAUUCCGAAGUUUCGACUUCCACUGUCAUACUAUCAUCCUAAAAGAAACAAUUCAGUAGUCUGCACCAUUAUCUCAAGACUACUCAGUUCUCCGGCUGACCGCAAUGUGGUUGAACAACUUUUUAAAUGUUCUGCCAUCGGGUGGUCUCUGGAUAUCAAGUAUCUGAUACACCCACUACGAGACACCAUGGUCGACUGCCUCACGCAGUCGUGACUGGUGUGAGUUCGUUUACAGUAAAGCAGACUUCUGAUGCAUUAACUCAUCCCCUGUUCUCACACAUCGUGUUCCACGGCAAUAUUCGACUAAACAUGACCCAUAUAGGUUAAAGCAGGCCAGAUUAGGUAAAAUUAGUCCCGAACCACUUAUGAAUCAGGCUCUAGGAUUCCUGCCUAAUAUGGCCUUUGGGGCACUCGCGCUUUUGAUAUCCGAGCCGCCUACCUACUGCGCAGAGGGACCUUAUGCACGCCCCGCUCCUGCUAUGGCCAGAGAUUAACUGCAUGUAUGUCUCCUCAUCCCCGUUCCCCCUUCCUCCCCAUGUGACACGGCUCUACCUAACCCUCACUGCCAUUUUAUACCUCCUCUCCUUCCCCUCCUAUUAACACACCCCGCUUGUAUGGAAAGGCAAGUCGUAAUCGUUUUUGUCCUAUCGCUCACACGUCUUGCUUUGUAUCUCGUUCCCAGAUAAGUGUAUUGACCCAAUGAGAAUCUAUCGAAAACAUGCGUAUGCACACCAACUCGUAUUCUGAAAACCUAAUGCGUUGUGCGGGGAGCCGGGUCGUGUUUGGCACGCGCAGUCAGGCUGUACGGCUCUGUCUGUUACUUGCGCCCGCUCCAUGCAUCAGUUGACUGGCGGGCUCGGAGAGUGAACUGAUGCCUGGAAGAGGGAAGAGUAGGGCCGACUCUGGGGACACUCAACACGUGCUCCUCCCUAUAAAUAAUCUGACGCGCUUUUAAACUAUCGAGGGGCGCUAAAAGCCGUAGCUUAGAAGGCUGUCAACUGACAGCCCUCCGCUCAGAACGGAGUCAGGCCAUAAUGACUUCUUCAUGUGGCCUCUAUGGCAUUCUCACCCAGUUGGAAUCCGAGCCGUCCUUUCCUUAUUUCUGUGAGAACCGGGUCCAUCGUGCGCGAACCAGGCGUGUCGCACGCGCUGACAAGCUGUGUACCUUUAUCCGCUACUGCACCCGAUCUCGCCGCCGGUCUUCUUGAUUCUGUCUUGACACCGGGCCCAGGUGGACGAAGGAGGCGAGAAUAUGGUAGACGCAGUACAAGCCUGCUACCACAACAAACUAAUUCAUGCGUAAUUCACCGUCCCUGCGCCCGCCAUACCGUGGGAUACAUGGUGGUUAUCGUCGCCCGCGACGGUAGCACUGUCAUAUAAGCGUACGCUCCGUUUCCUCCGAGAACCAACCUCUAACUUCAUUCACACACUUAUAUGGCAGCAAAUGACGCAUUUUCCGUUUAAGUGGAAGGGUGUCCGAGACAUCACACAGGUGGAAGUGACAAAAAGGAGGAGUCAUUUCAGCCUCGUCCCUUGGCAAUAUAUGCCAUGACUGUUUGCACCUCGUGUUAGCUAAUCUGCCCUUGAUUGUUUAUGGUGGGAAAUUUAGACUUUGGAUUUUAACGGGACGACUUCACUCCCCCUCUAUCCUCUCCCAUACACCCGUGGCCCCAAAUUCAAAAUGACUCGGGACAAUAUUGGCGCAGUCGUUGACGUGGCUUGAAAUCUCCGUCUAGUGCGAUCCGCACACGGACUCGUAUCCUAGAGGAGUGAUCGGUGCCAUAAAACCCACUCUAAAAAAACCAUGUCACCCUCGCGCUUUUGUCAAAAAUAUGGUCGGGUUACUGCACAGUUGUCAACCUUCAGAGCCGCGUCUUUUAGAUCGUCAGUUAUUUAUCGUGUUGAGGAAUGCGCUGCUUUGCCGUGAGGAGGGACGCCUCUGGGUCGGCUUCGCUCUUUCCUACGUACUAAUAUCUUCGACCCUAUCAGACAAUUGGCAGUGAGGUUUGACGCAUUGGUUGUUGUAGCGUAAAGUCCCUUUUCGCUUUCCUCCGCUAUGCAUGACCAGUCGUCACGAAAACGUGGAAUGGAGAUGCUCACGUACUCGUAUAUGACGUUCCAUCAAUCAUAAAGACGCGUGAAAAUUGCACCCCAUGAUUGUUGAAUGGGCGAUGCCUAAUGGUCUCCUGGUCUUGGGCGUGUGUGCGUAUGUAAUCGGAUAUGUCCAUGCAUUGCCUAGGUGUGCGUGUGUGAAUGUGUGGAGUGAAGUGCUGCAUGCAGACUUGGACUGUGCUGUCCCACGAAUAGACUCGUGCAUGUGGUGGCUGAGUGCGCAGAUGCCCUGUGGGCGGGGAGGGCAUACCCGAUAAGUAUUAAACCCCACCAUGACACCCAAUACACCCAUCAUAAAACACACAGUAGAUAACUGUGACUGUCUAGAAAGGCCUCCGAUACGGAACUUUAGUCUUCUUUCGCGCUUUACGUACAAGAGCAUGUAAGCAUCGCUCAUGCCCAAGCGCGACGGCUCGAAUGUCAAAAGUGAUGGGAUCCACCACUAUCCCUAAGGUGGGUGCAGGCGUGACUGGCACUCGAGCUUUUUCAUGGCAGAACAAACCAGCGCCCUAUAUACUUCAUCCUACUGUGGUCCGACGACAAAACAAAGUCGAGAAGACCGGAGGCGGUUGUGGGCCAAACGGUUCGUCUUCACGUACUAAACACCAUCCGGUCACUGACCACACGUCCCGACCCUCAUUCAGCGAGUGUCAGGUCCAUCCCAAUUGAGUGUCAUAAAGGUCACAUUACAAGUCAAGCCAUUGCAGCCUGACCCCCGGUUCUGAGUAGGGCCCAAUUAUCUCGUCAGUUUGACAUCUUUUUAUGGUGAUGAAUUAGAUGCCGGAUCCGAAUUUCUUGACCUCGCCUUCUCGUUAACUUGUCCGAGUCAAUUCGACUGGGGUUGAGAUUGGGCACGGUAACUGGAGUGAAGUUGCCGUCUCUCUUGUUGGGUCUGUUUCCGACUCCGUUUCCAGUUAAAUCAAACUCGAAAGACCUAGAAGUGCGUCAACAAGUCUUCGCACCGUUAGUGUUCGGAUUGGAUUUUGACAGUCGAUUAAAUCAUCUUGCUUUAUUGUCUGCUUCCGUUUUGAAUAAUUCUAGGGAUAAAUAUAGCGCUGCGAUUUACGUUGACCGUAAUUUGCUGUCGUAGGGAGGAUAGUAUAGCGCAGAUAGGCCGGAGGGACAUGCACUUUACUACGCUUGCGUAGGUAGUGUAUGGAUUUAUUCUUCUCCACUGUGCGGGUGUAGUAUAGAAAUACCACUGGUAUCACCGAGGCAUAUGCCAGGGGGGCAUUUUGCGUGGGAAUGGUACUUGUUACAUGUCGACAAGGUUGCGUUCAGCAUCACCGCAGCCGGCAACGAAUAUCUUCAUGUGUUUCGAGGAACACCCUACCAGGACUGGAGGACCCAAUGUGUAUGCGUACGACCUGCGUAGUUCCUAAGGUGACGGGCAUGUCGGACGCCAGCCACUACAAAUCACCGCGCAAAAUUUAUCCAAACCAUAAAUCGUGGACGCUGGCCUACGUUGGAGUAAUACGCGCAUUUGAAUUACCAUUUCCUAUCAAACGUCGCAAUGCACUUGCGUUGAUCAGCAACAGGGAACGCUCUGUCUCGACGACUGGCUUCAGUACAGUUUGGCUGCCUAACCGCCCUGUCCCCACGUAGUCCUUGCAGUGUGUGCCUAUACGCUUAUCUUCUUGCAGGGCAUCCUCACCCUCAGUACUGCCAACUAGCCGCAGUCGGGGAGUUCAGUGCGACCGUCCUUGCACUCAGUGGGGCCAUGCGACAGCCACCGUAUACCUUAUAG